This is a messenger RNA of Coccomyxa subellipsoidea C-169, 1014 nucleotides long. RefSeq lists its product as hypothetical. Bases 1 to 1014 code for a protein of 337 amino acids. The record is from RefSeq and is a predicted model, not a curated record. NCBI's taxonomy places the organism in Eukaryota, Viridiplantae, Chlorophyta, Trebouxiophyceae, Coccomyxaceae. The transcript is spliced from 7 exons.
AUGGUGGGGGAGCCCUUUGAGCACGAUGCUCCGGCCAUCCAGGAGCACGAGAACGAGCCGGCGGAGGUGGUCAUCGUGUGCGAGCCUGAAGGCACCUCGCUCAUGAUGGGUGGCCUGCACCCCAGGGCGUCAUUGUAUGAGCGGCCGGUGAACCUGGACGCUGCCAAGGCGGCGCACUCAGAGUUCCGCCGCGUCAUGCGCGAGCAUGGAGUCAAGGUGCGUGCAUGCAUGCGCGAGCAGGACCGGCACUACGUGACCAAGGAGUACAUGAAGGAGGUGCUGGAGCACAUGAGCAUUGCGCAGCUGAUAGACACCAUUCUUAUCAAUCCCACCGUCCACAUCUCGCCCUCCUACCGCGACACCGGCCUCUCCGCCACCUACACCUUCAAACCCCUCUCCAACCUCGUGUACACACGCGACCAGCAGGUAUUGCCCUACACUGGGUUGCCGGUAAUUGGGGAGAUAGAGGCGCCGGGGUUUCUGGAGGGCGGGGACUUCUUCAGCGCGGGGCGCGACCUGGCGAUGGUGGGCAUCGGUCUGCGCAGCAACUUUGAGGCCUGCCGCCAGCUCAUGGAGCGCGACCUGCUCGGCACGCGCCGCCUCGCCAUCGUGCGCGACGAAUUCGAGCAGCACCAGGCGCGUGGCUGCGCCACAAUGGCAUUUAGAUACCCCACGCGGCGGCUUGUUGACGAAUGGACGCGCACUGCCGAUGGCGGCUAUGAGCUGACGCGGCAGGGGGUCGAGUUCAGCGCUUACAUGCGCGGCGAGGGGUAUCACAUCAUCCCCAUCAAGGCUACCGACCAGCUUUUGUAUGGCUGCAAUGUGCUGAACCUGGGCAACAGCAAGGUGCUGAGCGUGCAUGCCGCUACGGCGCGCCAGAUCGUGCGCGACCCCCACUUCAAGGGCGAGGUGCAGGUUGUCAACUUCACCCCCAUCACCUCCAUGUACGGCGCCGUCCACUGCUCCUCCCAGGUGAGCCCAGCUGCCAAAUUUUCUCUCUUUUCAAUUUUUUGA